UUCAUAUUUCAUGUAUUUUUCUUGAAAAUAAAAUAAACCUCUAUUCUUUGGUACUAGCAAUAUAGCCUAUUCUAGUCAGAAAUGCUAUUUAUUGAAUCAGUUUUAGAAUUAGAAACUAUCAACAUAUUUUAUUUAAAUUUUGUAGCUGAUGCUUUGAUUUAUGUUAGAAACUUUAUACUUUACAUUGGGUUUUGGUUGUUCGGCUACAUCGUCGUGUGUUGUUUUGUUUAUCGCCGCUAUGCGAGGAAACUGCCAACUCGAACUCGCGGAUCUCUGGGUGCAAAGAGAGUACUACUGAUCGUUGCUCACCCUGACGAUGAGUGCAUGUUCUUUGGUCCGACAAUAUUUAGGCUAUGCGAGCAAGGCGCAGAGGUCUACAUUUUAUGUUUAUCUAAUGGUAACUUUGAAGGCAAAGGAAAUAUUCGUGCAACUGAGCUAUGGAAAGCAUGCACAGAGCUAGGAGUACCAGAGAGUAAUAUAAUACUUAUCAAUGACACCAGGCUUCCUGAUAGUCCAAAAACACAUUGGCCAGUUCCAGUUGUGGCCAAGUUGAUCCAACACCACCUAGAAGCUUAUGAUAUAGAUACUCUAGUUACAUUUGAUCGAGGGGGCAUUUCGGGACACCCCAACCAUUCCGCUGCUUUUUAUGCAGUUGCAUAUAUUUUUGUUGAAAAAAAUAUGCCUCAAAAGUGUACAGUUUAUACAUUGGACUCUGUAAAUAUAAUAAGAAAAUACUUGGGUGUCUUCGAUCUACCUCUAAGUUUUAUACUGUCUUCCAAAAGGUAUUUCCUACGUUGGACAGAAAGUCGGCGUGUUGUGCGCGCCAUGAAACAUCACAAAAGUCAGAUGGUGUGGUUCAGAUAUUUGUAUGUUAUGUUCUCGAGAUACAUGGUCAUAAACACACUAAGAAGGAUAAGCCUUGCUGACAUUGAGUUGGAACUUGAAGUAGACGACUGAACUUUGUACUAAAAACUACCACUUUAUUAGGCGCUUUUCUGAGUGCUGGUGUUCAAAUUUCUAUAAAACCCAUUCCAUGUAAAAGUUACUAUUUCUUUUCUUUCUUGACUAGCAACAUUAUUUAAGUUUGAUUUCAGUGUUGAUUUCGAAACAUAAAUUGUUUAAUUCUCAGCAAGGAGUUACUAAGUCUAGUCUUCAGAGAUUGUCAACAGACUGAGUUUUUGUCUACAAUAUUCAAAUCGUCUAUGUAUACAUAUUCCGAAGAAUAUUUUAACAGACCAAUUUUAAUAAAGUAAAACUUUAUACAAAAUCUUUUAUACUUAUUAGUUAUUACAUAAUCGCUUUUUGACAAAACUAAGCUUUUGCAUCCUUUGUGGAUGAUUAUUCAGAUAAUACAGUAUUCUCAUCAUCAGAGGGGUUAGUGUGAGUUUUAUUCGAUCAUACGCAUCGAGCACGUUAACGCGAAUUUAUAUGGAAUGAAAG
Aricia agestis (brown argus) is the source of this 1440-nucleotide messenger RNA. It is a transcript of the gene PIG-L, whose product is annotated as N-acetylglucosaminyl-phosphatidylinositol de-N-acetylase. NCBI's taxonomy places the organism in Eukaryota, Metazoa, Arthropoda, Insecta, Lepidoptera, Lycaenidae. The coding region runs from base 82 to 957 and encodes 291 amino acids. The transcript has 4 exons. Gene Ontology annotation, cellular component: endoplasmic reticulum. Gene Ontology annotation, biological process: GPI anchor biosynthetic process. The record is from RefSeq and is a predicted model, not a curated record. Gene Ontology annotation, molecular function: N-acetylglucosaminylphosphatidylinositol deacetylase activity.